ACUAUUUCCCCUUGUUUCUCGUUAACAGGUUUACGCUAGUAGUUCCUAAAGGUCCAAGUUGACAACUGCCAAUGCUUGUGGCGAGGGCUGGGAGGCUGUGUCUCUGGCAUAGUAUUAGUUGGUCCAUCCAUUCUAGCUGCCAUUCGAUUGUUGUCCAUUCCACCGGCCUCCGGAACCCCUCUGCUAAACUGUGCAUGUGGUGCAAGGUUUGUUCACAGGCAUGCCGGUCAUUCUCAAGUCUCGACGCUGCGCUUCCUCUCGUGCGGGCCAUGUCUUACCGUUGGCCAUUAUCAAAACCUUUGGAUCCCGAGACAUCUCGUCCUUUGCCCUCUACGUCGACCAUGUCCUCGCGCCCUAUUUUCGAGCCGAGAUUGAACGUCUCGAGCUUCCUGUAGACCAGCGGUGCAUCUGGUACCUCAACGUCUACUCGGUUCACAGUGGCCGCCCAUUCCGCGCAUGGAUGAAGGAGACGCACCCGUGGAUCAUCAUCAACUACAUCCUGGGUGGCUGUACCGGCAUCUUUCAACCCUGCGACGUCGGGAUCCAGAGACCUCUGAAGCACACGGUGAGACGAGCGGCACAUCACUACAAAUUCCAGGAAACUCUAUCCCUGCUCCAGCCAGGAGUCGACGCUGUCAAUGUUCAACUUGACAGAACAAUUGGUGUCGCCCGUGACCGUUCUAUUGAGUGGAUGGUGAGAGCAUAUGAGGCAAUCAGCAAUGUGGACCUUGUCAAGAAGGUAAGCGAGUUAUACCUUGAGAUGUGCGCCCGCAGUGCUAACCAGCUUGGCCCGCAGGCAUGGGAGCACUGCCAGGUAGACGAUACCUCAGGCUUCAAUCUGUCGUGGGAAAGUUUGACCAGCCGCGAAGCACGGCAGGCACUUAAUGAGCUGUCUACCUGAAUUCUA
This is a messenger RNA of Phanerochaete carnosa HHB-10118-sp, 907 nucleotides long. RefSeq lists its product as uncharacterized. The record is from RefSeq and is a predicted model, not a curated record. Gene Ontology annotation, molecular function: nucleic acid binding. NCBI's taxonomy places the organism in Eukaryota, Fungi, Basidiomycota, Agaricomycetes, Polyporales, Phanerochaetaceae. The transcript has a single exon. Bases 221 to 901 code for a protein of 226 amino acids.